Messenger RNA from Capsicum annuum, 4540 nucleotides. RefSeq names its product receptor kinase-like protein Xa21. The record is from RefSeq and is a predicted model, not a curated record. Gene Ontology annotation, biological process: protein phosphorylation. NCBI's taxonomy places the organism in Eukaryota, Viridiplantae, Streptophyta, Magnoliopsida, Solanales, Solanaceae. The transcript has 4 exons. Bases 2910 to 4361 code for a protein of 483 amino acids. Gene Ontology annotation, molecular function: protein binding; protein kinase activity; ATP binding.
AUAGGGAUAAGAGAUUUCGAGAUUAAUUUUAGGAUAAGUUUACUUCAUGUUUGGUUGAGAUAAAAACAUGGGAUAAAUCAUCCCCAGAUUAGUUAUUUCGAGAUUAUAUCAUUAUUUUUAUCCCUCCUUGAGUGUGACGUAACUAAUCCCGAGAUAGUUAAUCUCCGAAUAACUUAACACUCUUUGUCAAAGUGCAUUUUUGUAGCUGCUAACAACUUUUGUUAGAUGUGUUUAUGGCACCAUUCCGUUAUGCGAAAUCAAUCCUUAUUUUGCACUUCCUCUCACCGCCCUAAAAUAUAUAUAAAUCAUGAAUUCUUCAGAUCGGUAAGGCAGACAUAUAAGGACUAUCGAAGAAGUGCCUCAACGCUCUGCAACCAUUACUUUGAUUUUUCUUUAUGCAAUUAUAAACUCUAUGAAACUUGAUCAAUUUCAAUACAACUUAUCUUUUUGGAGCUGACAUAACAAACUAUACGAGACGGAAAAGUUCUUGAGGAUGCCCCCUUUUUUCUUCACAACUUGUUUGGAUAUCCAGAUAUUUAAAAGGAAAGUGGUUGUUGUUGAGACCAAUAAAAGAAUUAAGCACAAAAAAAAUAAAGCACGCAAGACUUGCCAAGUCUUUGGCUGAAUAGAUGACUUUUUCGCCACAAUAUUUAUAAUUCUGAUUGAGAUGUGAAAGACUUGGUGGAUUUGGUGGUAUUAGUAUUGAUAUGACCAAAAGGGAGACAUCAUCCCUAUUUAAAGUCUCAAAAUGGAGAAAGCAUACCUACUAAUUUUUGCAAUAAUGGAGAAAGCCUUCACAUUUUUUCUCUUAACACUCUUGUUGCUCAUGGCUAGUUCAACCAUGACCCAAACCAACAUUACCACUGAUCAAUUAGCUCUUCUUUCGUUAAAAUCUCAAAUCAUUUCCUAACCUUUUCACUUCUUGGAUGAAAACUGGUCUCCCGCUGUUUCUGUUUGUCAUUGGGUUAGAGUCACUUGUGAUUCUCGGCACCAACGAGUGAUGUCCUUGAAUCUUUCCAGCAUGGCUCUUACAGGCAGGAUUCCCGUGAAUUCAGAAACCUCACUUUUCUUGUUUCUCUUGACUUGGGAAGCAACAAUUUCAAUGGAAAUUUGCCUCAGGAAAUGACACUCUUGCGUCAGCUUAAAUUUCUUGAUUUAAGUUUCAACAGCUUCAGCGGAAAGGUUCCCUCUUGGUUUGGGUUUUUACACCAACUUCAAGUUCUAAAUCUUGGAAAUAAUAGUUUCACUGGUUCCAUUCCUUCUUCAUUUUCUAAUAUUUCCACAUUUGAGACUUUGAAUCUGAAUUUCAAUUCCAUAGAGGGCCAAAUACCAAAAGUAAUUGGAAACAUUAGAGUAUUAAAGUUGAGGGGUAACAAUCUCAUAGAGUCUAUUCCUCUGUCACUCUCGAAUGCCUCAAGGUUGGAAGUUUUAGAUAAAUCUUAUAAUUCACUUCAAGGAAACAUCCUAGAAGGGAUCGGCAAUCUUCACUGAACUGGUUGUCCAUACAAUAUAAUCAACUUACGGGUUCUAUACCAUUCACAAUUUUCAAUAUUUCUAGGAUCGAAUUCAUUGCAUUUACUGGAAAUAGCUUAUCAGGAAGUCUUCCCAAUGGUUUAUGCAAUGGUCUCCCAAUACUCAAAGGGCUUUAUCUGUCUGAUAACAAGUUUCACGGUCGUAUGCCUGCAAGCUUGUCAAAUUGUUCACAACUUCAACUAUUGUCUUUAUCAGUUAAUGAGUUUGAUGGACCAAUACAUAGUGAAAUUGGAAGAUUGAGUAACUUGCAGAAAUUGGCUGUCGGAACUUACCAUUUCACUGGGAUAAUUCCACAAGAAAUUGGAAAUCUUGCUAAUUUGACGGAGUUAUGGAUGGAGGGAAACCAGAUAACCGGCUCUGUCCCAAUCUCCAUAUUCAAUAUCUCAUCGCUGCAACUUUUGUCACUGUGGAAGAACAAUCUUAGUGGAUUCUUACCUCGGGAGAUUGGCAACUUAACCAAGAUGCAACAUGUUGAGAUUAGUGGAAAUAAGCUUAUAGGUGAAAUACCCAAAGAGAUAAGCAAUCUCAUUGAGUUGGAGGUACUUAAUCUUGGGUUUAAUAGUUUUAGUGGUUCGCUUGAUACGGAGAUCUUCAACAUAUCACGGCUGAGAAUAAUUGAGUUUUCACUCAACAAUCUAUCAGGAAGCCUCCCACCAAAUAUGUGUUCUAUCUUACCCAACAUUGAACAACUUUUUCUGGGCAACUUAACCAAUCUUGUUGGAACUAUUCCUCAUUCCAUCUCCAAUUGUUCAAAACUUAUUAAACUUGAGCUUUCAGGCAACAAACUCACUGGCUUGAUUCCCAACUCACUUGGAUAUUUGACUCAUCUACAAUUCCUAAACUUGGGGGAAAACAAUUUCACCAGCGAUUCAUCAUUAAGCUUCCUGACUUCCUUAACCAAUUGUAGAAAUUUAACAGAUCUUUAUCUUCCUUUCAACCCUCUAAAUGGCAUGCUUCCAGAUUCCACGGGGAACCUUUCCAUCUCUCUUAGAAAUUUUUACGCCGGCAAUUGCAAAAUCAAAGGGCGAAUUCCAAAUGAAGUUGGGAACUUAAGCAGCUUAUUAGACCUUGAUCUUCCUGGAAAUUACUUGGUCGGAUCGAUUCCAACAUCAAUUGGCAACUUGAGAAGCCUCCAGCAGUUCAACUUGAAUAACAACAAACUUACAGGAUUUAUUGGUGAUCAUAUAUGUAAAUUGCAGCAUCUGGGUGAUAUUUACUUGGAUCAAAAUCAACUUUCAGGAUAUCUUCCUAAUUGUUUAGGGAAUAUUACAUCCCUUAGUGAGAUACAUCUCGAUUAAAAUAAAUUGAGUUCCAAUAUACCACCAAGCUUAGGUAACCUUCAAGAUCUAGUGGUUAUUGACUUAUCAUCAAACAACAUGGUAGGUUCUUUACCUCCAGAAAUUGGAAAUCUAAAGGCUACAACACUAAUAGAUCUGUCAAUGAAUCGAUUCUCAAAUGGAAUUCCAAGAGAAAUUGAAUGGUUGCAAAAUCUUGUGCAGCUUUCUUUGAGACACAACAAGUUGCAAGGAUCUAUACCUGACUCAAUGAGCAACAUGAUAGGUUUGGAAUUCCUAGACCUUUCUGAAAACAAUAUGUCGGGAAUCAUUCCUAAGUCUUUGGAGAAACUCCAAAACCUGAAGUAUUUCAAUGUUUCUGUAAACAAGUUGUACGGUGAAAUACCCUCGGGGGGUCCUUUCAAGAACCUCUCGAGUGACUUUUUCGUCGAUAAUGAAGCAUUGUGUGGUUCUUCAAGAUUUAGUGUCCAGCUAUGCCCCAUUUCAUCAAUGCACAAAUCAAAUAGGAACAAAUUGCUAGUUCUUUUUCUUUUGCUAGGACUAGCACUUUUAAUUGUUCCAAUCACUUUUGUAUUUGUUUGGAUAAAGUAUAGAAAAGGUAAAAGAGCUCCUCAACAAAUUGAUGCAUUGUCUCCCAUUACAAGAGAAAGAAUUUCAUACUAUGAAUUGUUCCAAGCAACUGAUGCGCUUAGCGAGAGUAAUUUGAUUGGUUCCGGAAGUUUUGGCUCUGUUUACAAAGGUGUUCUCAGAAGUGGAACUGCCAUUGCGGUUAAAGUGUUCAACCUGCAACUGGAUGCGGCAUUCAAGAGUUUUGAUACGGAAUGUGAAGUUCUGCACAACCUUCGCCAUAGGAAUCUUGUAAAAGUCAUCACUAGUUGUUCCAAUCUUGAUUUCAAGGCUUUAGUUCUUGAUUAUAUGCCUAACGGGACUCUUGAGAAGUACUUGUAUUCGCACAACUACUUCCUCAACAUCAAGCAGAGACUAAGCAUAAUGAUAGAUGUGGCAUGUGCUUUGGAAUAUCUUCACCAUGGGUGCUCGUUGCCUGUGAUUCACUGUGACGUGAAGCCUAGUAACGUCUUGCUGGAUGAAGAUAUGAUUGCCCACCUCGGCGACUUUGGCAUUUCAACGCUGCUUGGUGAAGAUAAGGGCGAUUUGUACACUAAAACCUUAGCAACAUUGGGGUAUAUUGCGCCAGACUACGGACUGGAUGGACUAGUGUCAACAAAGUAUGACGUAUACAGUUACGGGGUCAUGUUGCUGGAAACGUUUACUAGGAGAAAGCCUAAUGAGUUUGAGGGAGAUCUUAGCUUGAAGCAAUGGGUGAGUUAUUCACUUCCUGGAGCAGUAAUGGACGUCGUAGAUGCCAACUUGGUAACCCAAAUGGGUAGUCGCUUACAGUUGGAGCUAGAUGUUGUGGCAACAAUCAUGAAAGUAGCAUUGGAUUGUUGUGCUGAAUCUCCGACAAGAAGGACUAACAUGAAAGAUGUUGUAGGAAUGCUACAGAAGAUCAAUAUUCUACUUCUUGCAUGUUGAACAUUGUUGCAAAUUUUAUCUUUUAGCACUUGAUUUGUGCAUGAUUCUGUUUUCAGAAAUUCUAGCUGGUUGCAAUAAAUCUGACUGUUUCCUUUUGAUAUGAAUGUUGCAUAAGGCUGCAACUUGAAAAUCUUGAAACAGAAUAUUUUUUAAAAUGACACUGUCGGAGGAAUUAACAA